Lathyrus oleraceus (garden pea) is the source of this 1746-nucleotide messenger RNA. RefSeq lists its product as uncharacterized. The record is from RefSeq and is a predicted model, not a curated record. The transcript has 2 exons. Bases 366 to 1661 code for a protein of 431 amino acids. Lineage: Eukaryota; Viridiplantae; Streptophyta; Magnoliopsida; Fabales; Fabaceae.
AUAUCAACACUUCGUAUCAAUUAUUUCAAUAUGACACCAUCAUCGUAUCUAGUAUUUGUGUCCGUCUUAUGUUACAUAAUAUCAACAUUUCAUAUCAAUCAUGUCAAUAUUGACUGAUACAGACACACAGAUAUAAGAUUCUGACAAGAGACCGACACAGACAAAUACAGACACGUACACACAUGUGAUUGAUUAUGUUCAAUUUAAUAGAUGUUUGUGUUACAUUCCUUUUGUCAUUGUACUAAAUGGGAGAUUAGGAAUCAAACAAAAUAACAAAUUUCACUUUUUGAUUUUUGUAUAGUUUAUUUUAUAAUAUAGUUUUUUAUUUUCUCUUUAUGUGUUUCUUUUCUUAGAUCAUUCAAAUUAUGAAACUCUCAACUCCAACUACAACUUGUUCAAAUGUAUCUCCAUCAACUUCUUCCAACACACCAAUGUGUAGCUCCAAAAGCACCACUACAGGUUGUCUCACAGCCAUCAUGCAUAAGAUUCUCUGUUCUGGAAAUCUUCCUAAAGAUCCAUCGAAUCAAGUUACAGAAUUUGAUUCAACAAACUCUGUUCUGAGUGGAAAAGAUCAAAACUUUGAUACCUCUGAGGAGAAUUAUGUGGCUGCUACUCCUCCUCCUCCAUUAGUGGCAAGGUUAAUGGGUUUGGAAUCAAUGGGAGAUAUACAGAUACCUUUUGCGUCGAAACCGGGAUCACUUUCGCGUAGCAAAUCGAUGAACUCUAUGGAUUAUUUGGGAGGAAGCAAUGGAAGUAUUCAGAGUCUGAAUCAUAAGAGGGUUAAUUCAACACUGUCAUUUAGAGAACCGCCGACUUUUCAAUUAAGCGAAAAUGAUAACUUUUUUGUGCUUAGCUUUGAAAAUGAAGGUGAGAAUGCUAAAGCAUUGAAAUCCAAUGGGAGAAAAAAGAAAACGGGUUGUUCGGAAUCGAAGCAGAAAGUGGAAGCAACUGAGAGAAGUGAACUGAAAGAGAAGGUGAAGGAGAAGAAGAACAUGAAGGAAAAUGUUUAUGCUGAGAAGAAUUUGAUUGAGAAAGAGAAAACGAGCAAAAGGGUAUCGAAUAAACUUCGAGAAAUCACUAAUACUUCGCGUCAGUUCAAGGCUUUGUCUGAAAAGAAGUGCUUUGAUUCAGAAGAAGUUGAAUUGUUGAAGCAAAAGAACUAUAACGAAGCUGUGGUUGGUGAAAAGCUGAAGAAGAGGAAGAGGAUUAGGAAGAAGAGAACAGAUUGUUAUGCAGAAAAGAAGAUAGAAACUGAAUGCAUUAAAUCAGAAGAUUCAAGUCCUGUUUCUGUUCUUGAAUUCGACCGCAAAUCUUGUGCAGCAGGCGUGGAUUCUGUUGCAGUUGGUUUGAAUUCGAGAAGAAAAUUGACACCGGAGCUUGAAAAGGGCAAGCAUAUACUUACGCGUUGCGAUGAUAAUUUGAUGAUUGACGAGAACAAGGAUAAGGAAAAUGAGAAGAACAAAUGUGAAGGAUCGAAGAAGAAAGAGAAGAAGAUGAAGAAGUAUAUAGAGAUUUGGAGUGAAGCAUGCAAGCUAGUUGAAGAUGAAUUGGGUGGUUCAAAGAAUCAAGUUGAUGCAUGGAUGAAAGAACAGUGUGGUCAUUUAGAGUCAGAAAUUUUUGAUCAAAUGUUGAAUGAAGUGGUAGGUGAACUUGUUGGGUAACACCACUCAAAACAAGUUAGUAACUUCAAAGUUUUGUAAAAAAUAUUAAACCAUAUGAAUAAAGAUUGGACAACAUUUCAAUUUA